AGAAAUCGGGGGCGUGUACAGAGCUACAAGACGUUUGUGUCAUGUGGAAAUCUCUUCCUACUGCUACGUAAGACCACGCUGACGACUUCGUUACCUAAAGUAGACAUCUCUGGCACUGCACACUGUCACUGCCUGCGACGGUGAUGGCCGAGUCACUUCCAGUGGGAAGCAGAGGCAGUCUCUCUGGAGACUUAGGAGCGCUGCUGGAGUCCAGGGAGGCUGCUGACGUCACGCUGGAGGUAUCUGGGUCCAGGAUGUCGGCUCACAAGGCCAUCCUUGCAGCCCGUAGUCCCGUGCUCAGAGCCGAGCUACGGGAUGUCACAACGGAUAGCGGCAGCCUCACCAUACGGAUCUCCGACAUGAAGGAGGAAGUCUUGAGGCAGGUGCUCUGCUUUAUGUACACAGACCAGGCGCCACGCCUCCGUACUUACGUGGUUCAUCUCCUAGUGGCAGCAGACAGGUAUAACAUUCCACUCCUCAAAGAACUGUGUGAAGACACGUUGGCGAAGAUCAUCACGACAGCCAACGCUUCAACAAUAGCGGUCAUUGCGGUGAAGCGCUCUUGCGCCAAACUGAAGGAGGUCAUCAUCAACUUCAUGAGGGCUCACAAUGAAGUGUUGGCCACGAGUGGCUGGGAGGAUGCGAUCGUGAGGCACCCCAGAGCAGUAGCAGAGAUCUGUCGCCUCCUGGUAGCCAAACCGUCAAAAAAGGGUACAGAACAGUCACCACCGCCAGACGUGGAGCAACGGAGAGGGUGCCUGGAAGAGGACCUGUUGGCGCUGCUGGAGUCUGGGGAGGCUGCCGACGUGAUGCUGAGGGUUGGCAGACGAGGCGGCCGGCUGGCGGUGCACCGGGCGCUGCUGGUGGCUCGCUGCCCCGCGCUCGCCGCCGUAGCGCGCGUAAAGGGCGUGCGGCCCGCCGUCUUCGCGGAAGUCAUGCGCUUCGUCUACACGGGGAAGGCGGCGCUGGAGCCGGACUCAGCAGGGGAGGUGCUCGCUGCAGCUGAGAGGUUUUCCCUGCCAGAGCUUGCAGAUCGGUGCGAGCAGCUACUGAUGGAGGGCCUGAGUAUAGAAACGGCUGCAGCAACGGCCGUUGUGGCUGUCGCAAAUUCCCGGCCAGCCCUCACUAGUGCGGCUGUGGAGUUAAUCAGCAGACACGCCCCACAAGUUAUGGGGACGGAUGGCUGGAGGGCGGCCCUGCGGGACCACACAGAGGUUGCUGUGCGGAUCUGCAGCCUCGUCUCUGCUGCUGCUGCUGCUCCUGCUCCUGCGGCAGUCUCUCCGGAUAUAAGCACCAAGCCAGCAGAGGAUCUGAAUUGGAGGCUUCUGCAGGCAGCUAAGGAUGGAGCAGUGGAGGAACUGCGGGUGCUGCUCGCUGUUGGGGCAGAUGUUGAGACAAGGGACGAGUAUAGGAAGACAGCCCUCCACUGGGCAGCAGAGAGGGGGUAUGGGAAGGCAGUCGACUGUCUACUGAGCAAUGGGGCAGAAGUGAACACCAGGGACAGGUGGCAGCUUACACCGCUGCACAGGGCAGCAGAGAGGGGGCACCAGGAUGUGGUAACUGUGCUGCUGGAAGCAGGAGCAGACAAGUCGGCCAUGGACAACAGGGGAAGAACACCUCUGUACAUCGCCAAAGUGAUUAACAGGUGGCAAGUGAUGGACAUUCUGAGGUGA
Schistocerca gregaria is the source of this 1673-nucleotide messenger RNA. RefSeq names its product cortactin-binding protein 2-like. Gene Ontology annotation, biological process: proteasome-mediated ubiquitin-dependent protein catabolic process; regulation of proteolysis. The coding region runs from base 144 to 1673 and encodes 509 amino acids. The transcript has 5 exons. Lineage: Eukaryota; Metazoa; Arthropoda; Insecta; Orthoptera; Acrididae. Gene Ontology annotation, molecular function: ubiquitin protein ligase binding. The record is from RefSeq and is a predicted model, not a curated record. Gene Ontology annotation, cellular component: cytoplasm.